UUAUAACUCCAUUUUGUGAUUGGUUAUUAUUAACUGAAGUUCAAUUUUAUAUGAAGAAGUUCAAUUUUAUAUUUAUAUGAUAUACUAAAUGAAAUUGUAAGUUUUAGACCAAACAAGACGUCGUGCACAGAAGCCUACAACACCCCAAACCCCAGAACAAGAAUGUUCAGAAGACUGACAACAACAAUAAUUGACAUUUACCCAUAACCUAAAAAGAAAAACAAAAGAAUUUUCAUUUUUUAAUAUUUGUAUUUAAAUGAACCUGUGAAUGAAUAAACACAUUUAAAAAUGGUGUUUCUCAGUAGAACGUGGUUUGCAAUUAAAGAAUUUAAACGCCCCCGGAAGUUUCUUCGCAGUAAGUUUAUCGACACAGUAAGACUACACGUAAAAGGUGGCACUGGAGGGACCGGCUUACCAAAAUUUGGAGGGCUCGGUGGACAAGGAGGAUGUAUAUAUUGUGUGGGCAAAGAAGAAGCCAAUUUAGGGUCUAUCAUGACUAAAUAUCGAGGCAAAACUGUUACUGCAGGACAUGGUGAAGACAGUCGUAAAACAAAAAUUGUUGGCAAUCCCGGGGCUGACGUGAAGCUUGAGGUCCCGCUCGGUGUUACAAUCUAUAGAGAAGACGGACAAGUCUUAGGAUCGGUUGACAAACAAGAUGAGUUACUUAUAGUCGCGCGCGGAGGUCCAGGGGGCACCAAAGACAACAACUUUCUCGGACACUUUGGUCAAACACAUCACAUACGGUUAGACUUGAAAUUAAUCGCUGAUGUUGGCCUUGUUGGGUUCCCGAACGCAGGAAAAAGUUCAUUGUUACGAGCAAUAUCUAGGGCCAAGCCAAGAAUAGCAAACUAUCCCUUCACCACAAUAAAACCUAACAAAGGUAUUAUUCACUAUAAGGAUUUGCGGCAGAUAUCGAUAGCAGAUCUACCUGGUCUAAUAGAAGGUGCACACAAUAAUGUUGGACUAGGUCACAAGUUCUUAAAGCAUGUUGAGAGAACAAAAUUAUUACUAUUUAUAACUGACGUACAUGGUUUUAAAUUGAGCCAUAAGUACCCAUUCAGGUCUUGUCUGGAAACAAUUAUGCUCUUAAACAAAGAAUUGGAGCUGUAUGAUGAAGAUUUAUUAGAUAAGCCUGCAAUAUUAGCUGUAAAUAAAUUGGAUCUACCAGGUGCAAAAGAAAAGUUCUUAGAAGUUAAAGAAGCGUUUAGAAAUAUGGAUAAUAUUUUAAAAACCUUACCUGAGGAAAUAAAACCAAAUAAAGUUAUCAAAUUUGAAGAUAUCAUUGGUAUAUCAGCCUUGAAAGGUGAAUCUAUUGAAGAGUUAAAGAACUUGGUGAGGAAACGUUUAGAUGAGUAUGCAGAGGAAAAUAACCCUGAUAUUGUCGAUGCAAGUACGCUUUUGAGGAAGAACAGAGCUAUUGUGAAAGAAAGGGGGUCUCAGGUGACCUAAUAAUUUAUCUUAAAGCAUCUUAUUUGUAAAUAAAUUAAAUUGAAAUAUUAAAUCAUAUUCGUAGUAAUUAUUCAAAAUGCACUUAUUUCACAUAGCCACAUAUGAAAUGUCAAAUAUGCUUAUGCUGCAUUGGUCAGUCCAAAAUUACCUUAGCACCCAUGUAAUACAAAAAUAUACUGCUAUACAAAUGA
Molecule: messenger RNA, 1640 nt
Organism: Pararge aegeria (speckled wood butterfly)
Lineage: Eukaryota; Metazoa; Arthropoda; Insecta; Lepidoptera; Nymphalidae
Product: GTP-binding protein 10 homolog
Exons: 1
Coding region: 289-1449 (386 amino acids)
Cellular component (GO): mitochondrion
Molecular function (GO): GTP binding; GTPase activity; magnesium ion binding
Source: RefSeq, a predicted model, not a curated record